Leptosia nina is the source of this 2169-nucleotide messenger RNA. The record is from the annotation of a GenBank genome assembly. Lineage: Eukaryota; Metazoa; Arthropoda; Insecta; Lepidoptera; Pieridae.
AUGUACCUGGUCUCGGGGAUGGUAGUCCAAAAAUUUGCUGGCCCCGGUGCUGCUUUGAGCUUCAUCAUUGCAGCUGUAGCCAGCAUUUUUUCUGGUGUCUGCUAUGCUGAAUUCGGUGUACGAGUACCAAAUACCACCGGAUCAGCCUACACUUAUUCCUAUGUGACAGUUGGAGAGUUCAUUGCAUUUAUCAUUGGCUGGAACAUGCUACUUGAGUACUUGAUUGGAACUAGCGCUUGCGCGCGCGCAUUGAGUGCUUGCUUCGACUCACUAUGUGACGGUGCACUUUCAAAUUAUUUAGCUGAGCACAUCGGUACUGUUUUUGGAAAACCUCCGGAUUUCUUGGCGUUCACCAUAACAGCUCUGAUGACCCUGGUGCUAGUGGCAGGAGUCAAGAAGUCACUUAUAUUCAACAAUGUUCUGAACAUCAUAAAUUUGAGCGUUUGGGUCUUUAUCAUAACGGCGGGGCUUUUUUACGCAAAAUGGGAUAAUUGGUCGUCUCAUCAUGGAUUUUUACCCUACGGAUGGAGUGGUGUAUUCAGCGGCGCAGCGACAUGUUUCUAUGCUUUCAUUGGAUUCGACAUCAUAGCUACAACUGGUGAAGAAGCGAUGAAUCCAAAACGGUCGAUCCCUCUUGCAAUCGUCUACAGCCUGGGAAUCGUUCUUAUGGCAUAUGUGACCUGCUCCCUAAUGCUCACCUUGAUAGUACCCUACGACCAAGUGGUGACGGAUUCAGCCCUACUUGAGAUGUUCACUUACGUGAAUGCACCGACAUGCAAAUAUAUCGUCGCUUUGGGAGCUCUCGCUGGUCUCACCGUCUCAAUGUUUGGUUCAAUGUUUCCAUUACCAAGAGUUGUGUACGCAAUGGCUCAAGACGGGCUGAUUUUCAAACAACUGGCGAUGAUAUCCGAAGCUUCUGGCACGCCAGCUUUUGCAACCAUCUGCGGGGGAAGUGCAGCGUCCAUCGUUGCUCUUAUUAUUCACCUUGAAGUUCUUGUUGAAAUGAUGAGUAUUGGAACUCUAUUGGCUUACACCUUGGUGUCAACGUGUGUUCUUGUUUUGCGAUACCAACCGCAUUCCACGAAUUUGAUUGAACUUCUACCACAAAGCCUUCGUACGCCGGUCGAUCCAGAGGGCACGGCGUCUGGUCAGCAGGAAACAACAUUUACGGGAGCUCAGACCCACAUCCUGCCGUCCAAUCAGCGCGUCAUGGUCCGUCGAGUAACGAGAAGCUCCCCGGAUUCUGAUGACACCUUGCCCGGCGACGAGAGUGAGGAAUACGGGCGCGACGAUGCGUUCCUAGUUAACUCUAAUUCGGAGAACAAAUUCUACGGAGCAGUGCCCACUGGUUGUUCUGGUUCUUCUCGAUUCCAGCGUGUGUGGGAUGGUAUCUAUCAGCGGCUAUUCGCCAUGUCCUACCUGUGCCCCGGACUACUACCCUGGAUUGACUGCGGACCAGCUACAGAGCAAAGCGGAAUGUUCGUGAUUAAAGCUGUCGGUAUGAUGUAUUUCCUCGUGGCUAUUUUUGACAUACUCGCCGCCUACGGGAAUCCCGGAACGUCGACAUUCACGGCUGUAUUAAUGGUUCUUCUCGCUAUAAGCAUUAUUACAUUACUACUUAUGAUUUCACGGAAGCCGCAGAACCGACAAGGUCUUAUGUACAUGACUCCUGGUGUGCCCUUUGUACCAGCGAUCGCUGUAAUUGUUAACAUCUACCUUAUCCUGAACUUAUCAAUACUGACUCUCGUACGUUUUACCAUUUGGAUGACUCUAGGCUUAAUCAUGUAUUUCAAAUACGGCAUCAAGAAUUCAAUGCUGGAGACGAACCCACCACAGCCGAGAGAGCCCACACCGCCACCGCCGAACCCACUGGACCGUACCAUGCUGAUUCCUGGACCUUCACAAUCUUAUCCCGUUGGCGACCGUAAUAUCUUCCAAGGAGACGGUUCUGGACCAUUCGGUAACAACGAUCAAUUCCCCGACCCUCUUCUCGCGUGGCACGUCACUGAGUUGGAACCUCCCCAGUCAUCUAGUCGCACUACUGGACAUGUUUCUUUCAAACAAGUGGAGACACGUUACGACGCACAGACCAACAGCACUUCGUCGCACACAUCGAGCAGACCGCCAUGGGCCUACCCUGAAGUUACCUACGAUUCUUGGAAUGACUAA